GAUGUCCCAUGUGCGGCAGCGGCGGCCUGCUGCAAGAUGGCGAGUGGUCGUGGGCACGGUGCCGGCGGUCAGGCGUUGCACUGGGACGGUGCCCGCUUCCUGCGGCCGCGGCUCGUCCUCGCCACCCUCAGCGGCCGCUCCGUGCGGAUCACCGGCAUCAGAGGCGCAGAGCUGGAGCCGGGCCUGCGGGAUUUUGAAGCAAGCUUUAUUCGGUUAAUGGACAAAGUGACAAAUGGCUCCCGAAUCGAAAUAAAUGAAACUGGUACCACACUGUAUUACCAACCGGGCCUUCUUCACGGAGGGACCGUUGAACAUGAUUGCCAUCCCCAACGUUCCAUCGGCUAUUACCUAGAAGCCCUGCUCUGCCUAGCUCCGUUUUGUAAGAGACCAUUGAAAGCCAUAUUGAAAGGUGUCACCAAUGAUCAAAAGGAUCCUUCCGUCGAUACUCUAAAGGCAACAGCGCUGCCAAUAAUGAAGAGAUUUGGUAUAGAUGGUGAAGGUCUUGAGCUGAAGAUAGUGCGGAGAGGCAUGCCUCCUGGUGGAGGAGGUGAGAUUAUCUUUUCGUGUCCAGUGCGAAGAUAUUUAAAGCCCAUUCAGUUGAUGGACCCCGGCAAGAUAAAACGGAUCAGAGGUGUGGCGUACUGCACCAGAGUAUCUCCACAGAUGGCCAAUAGAAUUGUUGAUGCAGCCAGAAGCAUUUUAAACAAGUUCAUACCAGACAUCUAUAUCUACACUGAUCACAUGAAAGGAGCAAAUUCAGGAAAGUCUCCGGGAUUUGGCUUGUCUUUGGUGGCAGAAACAACCACUGGGACACUGCUGAGUGCGGAGCUGGCCUCAAACCCCACCGGCCAAGGGUCCCCGCUCCUGCCUGAGGAUCUCGGCAAGAACUGUGCAAAGCUGCUUUUAGAGGAAAUCUACAGGGGUGGCUGUGUAGAUUCAAUAAAUCAGAGUCUGGCUCUGCUGUACAUGACCCUUGGUCAGCAGGAUGUUUCAAAAGUUCAAAUGGGUCCAUUGUCUCCUUAUACGAUUGAGUUUCUGCGUCAUCUGAAGAGCUUUUUCCAAAUUAUGUUCAAGAUUGAAACCCAGUCCAUGGAAGAGAGGAAAGGUGGAGACAAAGUAUUAAUGACUUGCAUUGGAGUUGGCUAUUCUAACAUCAGCAAGAUUGUCACAUAGAAAUGACCACUGCCACUUUAGAUGCGCUUGGAAUUGUUAUUUUUACAUCAAAACAUUGGAAAACCUUCACUUGGAAAUAUUUUUCUAAAAUUUUAUUAACUUAAAAAUCUCUGAAAUUGACAUUCCUUUUCUCUUUGACGUGUGCAAAAUGCAAGUGCUCAAUACGAUAUUUUCUGGACCGAAGCCAACAUUUUUUUUCCAAAGCAGUUAAAUCUUAGAUGAAGAAUGUUUGCAUCAUGCUGUACUUGCCAUUGAGUGGAACCUCUUCAAACUGUUUGUUUUAAUCACAUUGGAAUGAUUACAAAUCAUUCAAUGGAGACACAGCCACUUGUGAGAAUGUGAAGCACUGUUUUUGGCAAAUCGGAAGUAAACAGAAUUGGUUCAA
Leucoraja erinaceus (little skate) is the source of this 1558-nucleotide messenger RNA. It is a transcript of the gene rcl1, whose product is annotated as RNA terminal phosphate cyclase-like 1. Gene Ontology annotation, molecular function: RNA endonuclease activity. Gene Ontology annotation, cellular component: nucleolus. Lineage: Eukaryota; Metazoa; Chordata; Chondrichthyes; Rajiformes; Rajidae. The coding region runs from base 37 to 1173 and encodes 378 amino acids. Gene Ontology annotation, biological process: endonucleolytic cleavage of tricistronic rRNA transcript (SSU-rRNA, 5.8S rRNA, LSU-rRNA); ribosome biogenesis. The transcript has 9 exons. The record is from RefSeq and is a predicted model, not a curated record.